Spirodela intermedia is the source of this 690-nucleotide messenger RNA. The record is from the annotation of a GenBank genome assembly. NCBI's taxonomy places the organism in Eukaryota, Viridiplantae, Streptophyta, Magnoliopsida, Alismatales, Araceae.
AUGACGACAUCAUCAUCGGCGGGGACGCCGGUGACGUCGACGUCGUCGACGAGCUCCCCCUGCGCGGCUUGCAAGUUCCUGCGGCGCAAGUGCCAGCCAGACUGCGUCUUCGCGCCCUACUUCCCGCCCGAUCAGCCGCAGAAAUUCGCACACGUGCACAAGGUCUUCGGGGCGAGCAACGUCACCAAGCUUCUCAACGAGCUUACUCCCUACCAGAGAGAGGAUGCGGUCAACUCCCUGGCCUACGAGGCCGAGAUGCGCCUCCGCGACCCAGUUUACGGCUGCGUCGGUGUCAUCUCCAUCCUCCAGCACCAGCUUCGCCAACUGGAGAUGGACCUCACUUGCGCCAAGUCCGAACUGUCCAAGUACCAGGCCACCACGACGACCACCCUCGGCCAUGGCUUGCUAAAUGUGAACAUCAACCACCCGAUAGGCAUCGGAGGGAUCGGACUUGGAAGGGAACAGUUCUUCUCCGCCACUCCUGCCAGAGAGCACCACCACCACCACCACCACAUGGCCGCGAGGAGCUACGACGCAGAUAUGGGAGGAAGGCUUGGAGGGAGUGGGUCAUACGACACGGGGUUCAUGGCUGGGAUGAACAUGUCGGCGGGUCUCGGAGCUCUGGGAAGUCAGUUCAAUAAGCCGAGGGCUGCAGGUGGAGACGAGAGGCAGACAAUCGGACCUUCUUAG